Molecule: messenger RNA, 1056 nt
Organism: Vitis vinifera (wine grape)
Lineage: Eukaryota; Viridiplantae; Streptophyta; Magnoliopsida; Vitales; Vitaceae
Product: receptor-like protein EIX2
Exons: 1
Coding region: 1-1056 (351 amino acids)
Molecular function (GO): protein binding
Source: RefSeq, a predicted model, not a curated record
AUGGGUUCUCUAAUUUGGCUCGGUUCAUUGCACUUGCGCAACAACCAUCUCUCCGGAAAUUUUCCACUUCCAUUGAAAAAUUGCUCUAGUCUAGUGGUUCUAGACCUUAGUAAGAAUGAAUUCACUGGGACGAUACCAGCAUGGAUGGGGAACUUCGAUGGAAAGUUCAUUGAAACAUUACCAGUGGAUGGUGAGAUUGCAUAUACACCGGGUCUAAUGGUUCUUGUCCUUCAUUCAAAUAAGUUCACUGGAAGUAUUCCUCUUGAACUCUGCCACCUUGAUUCCCUUCAAAUCCUGGACUUGGGAAACAACAAUCUCUCGGGAACCAUUCCUAGAUGCUUUAGUAAUUUCAGCAGCAUGACCAAACAAUCGAAUUCAAGUUCCCCAUUUCCUUUUCAUAAUGAACGUUAUUUUGAAUCGGAAUCAACCGACACAGCAACACUGGUUAUGAAAGGAGUAGAGUACGAGUACGACAAUACACUUGGCCUCCUAGCUGGCAUGGACCUCUCAAGCAAUAAGUUAUCUGGUGAGAUCCCAGAAGAACUCACAGAUCUCCAUGGGUUGAUAUUCUUGAACCUGUCUAAUAACCAUCUCCAAGGGAAGAUUCCUGUGAAGAUUGGGGCCAUGACAUCACUGGAGUCUCUUGAUCUCUCCAUGAAUAGACUCUCUGGUGUUAUUCCUCAAGGUAUGGCAAAUAUAUCAUUUUUGAGCAAUUUAAAUUUGUCAUACAACAACUUGUCUGGCAAAAUUCCAUCAGGCACCCAGAUCCAAGGCUUUAGUCCCCUCAGUUUCAUUGGCAACCCGGAGCUUUGUGGAGCUCCACUGACUGAUGGUUGUGGGGAAGAUGGUAAACCAAAAGGUCCAAUUCCGGACAAUGAUGAUGAAGAGGACAAUGGAUGGAUUGAUAUGAAAUGGUUCUAUUUGGGUAUGCCAUGGGGUUUCGUGGUUGGCUUUUGGGCCAUUUUGGCUCCAUUAGCAUUCAACAGAGCUUGGAGACAUGCUUAUUUUCGGUUGCUGGACGACGUGAAGUAUAAACUACUCGGAUGGUGUUUGUAA